UUUUUGAAUGUCCAGUUUUUUAUCGAUAAUUCCACAAUCACAAGUCUUAAAACAAAAAGUAAUAAACAUUGAUAAGACAAACUGCGAUUCUACAUUCUAGAAAGCUACUUUGUACCAUAUCCAGAAAUUAUAUAGGCUCAAAUGAUUCCAGCACGUAAGCGUAUAUUUAUCUUAAUUUUUGUGGUUAUACUAUUAGUUUGUUUGUUGAGAAUAUUAUUCCAGAAUUCACCCAUGCCAAUUUUAAAUAAUCAACCAGACUACUUCAGAACAGAAGGUGCGCCGGUUCUUUUGUCCGUGUUUUAUGAAGCAUUGUGUCCGGACUCGAAGUAUUUUCUUACCAAACAGGUGUUACCAACUUUUAUGGCAGCUUCAUCAAUUUUGAAAGUCCACCUCUUUCCCUACGGGAAGGCAAAAACUAGCGAAAAAAUUGAAGGCAAACUAACAUUUGACUGCCAACACGGACCGACAGAAUGUCAAGCAAACAUUUACCACGCCUGUGUCGUGAAUAUCAUUGAAAACCCACUAGUUCAACUGCAAUUAGUAACAUGUAUGAUUCAAGACAAUCGUUUUCCACAAGAUGCUAUGCUUAAGUGCGCCAAGCUACAUAACAUAACAAACACUGACCUUAUUGAAAAAUGUGCUGGCAGUACACACGGUCUGGAGCUACUUAAAUUUAACGGAGAAGCUACUUUUGCAAUAAGGCCACCAGUAACUUUUAUUCCAACUGUGACAAUUGACGGAUCACAAGGACGACAAGCCUCUAUUCUAAAAAACCUGCUUUCUGAAGUGUGCAAAGCAGCCGGUGAUACUGAGAAUAUUAUAAAUGUAUGCAAAUAUCCAAACCAAUAAAAGUUCGAAACUUAUUAUCCAAACUAAA
Drosophila kikkawai is the source of this 877-nucleotide messenger RNA. Its product is annotated as gamma-interferon-inducible lysosomal thiol reductase. The record is from RefSeq and is a predicted model, not a curated record. Gene Ontology annotation, molecular function: oxidoreductase activity, acting on a sulfur group of donors, disulfide as acceptor. Lineage: Eukaryota; Metazoa; Arthropoda; Insecta; Diptera; Drosophilidae.